Messenger RNA from Aspergillus clavatus NRRL 1, 1842 nucleotides. RefSeq names its product serine-type carboxypeptidase kexA (gene kexA). The transcript is spliced from 3 exons. The record is from RefSeq and is a predicted model, not a curated record. Gene Ontology annotation, cellular component: trans-Golgi network. Gene Ontology annotation, molecular function: serine-type carboxypeptidase activity. The coding region runs from base 1 to 1842 and encodes 613 amino acids. NCBI's taxonomy places the organism in Eukaryota, Fungi, Ascomycota, Eurotiomycetes, Eurotiales, Aspergillaceae. Gene Ontology annotation, biological process: apoptotic process; proteolysis.
AUGACGAUGUCUUUUUGCGCUCUGUUGUUCUUCCUCAUUAUCAGUCCUACCUUGGCUGCGACCAAGUCUGCUGCCGAUUAUUAUGUACGCUCGUUACCGGGUGCCCCCGAGGGACCCUUGUUGAAGAUGCAUGCUGGGCAUAUUGAAGUUGAUGCACCGAAUAAUGGUAAUCUGUUCUUCUGGCAUUACCAGAAUCGCCACAUCGCCAAUCGUCAGCGAACCGUUAUCUGGUUGAAUGGGGGUCCGGGAUGCAGUUCGAUGGACGGCGCCCUCAUGGAGAUCGGACCCUACAGACUUAAGGACAACCAUACUCUGGAGUACAAUAACGGGUCGUGGGAUGAGUUUGCGAAUUUGCUUUUCGUCGAUCAGCCCGUCGGAACGGGCUUUAGUUACGUCAACACCAACAGCUAUCUCCACGAGCUCGAUGAAAUGGCGGCCCAGUUCAUCAUUUUCCUGGAGAAAUGGUUCCAAUUGUUUCCGGAGUAUGAGCGUGACGACAUCUACAUCGCAGGCGAGUCGUACGCUGGUCAACAUAUUCCCUAUAUCGCCAAAGCUAUCCAGGAGCGAAACAAGAAAGUCGAUGAUAAGAAUAGUGCUCGCUGGAAUCUCCGCGGCCUUGUUAUCGGAAAUGGUUGGAUAUCUCCAGCUCAGCAAUACCCAUCAUACCUCAAUUUCGCCUACACGGAAGGUCUUGUCAAGGAAGGCAGCAGUCUCGCUAAGGAUCUCGACGUCUACCAAUCGGUCUGCGAAUCGAAGAUCAGUGCAGCGCCAAAUGCUGUGAACAUCAAGGACUGCGAGUCGGUUUUGCAGCAGAUCUUGUCGCGCACCAUGGAUUCCGAAAGGAAAUGCUACAACAUGUACGAUGUGCGUCUCCGUGAUGUGUAUCCAUCUUGCGGCAUGAACUGGCCCUCCGACCUGGUCAGCGUAAAGCCCUACCUACAAAGCCGGGAUGUGGUUCGCGCCUUGAACAUCAAUCCGGACAAGAAGUCUGGAUGGGAAGAAUGCUCUGGCGCAGUGGGCAGCACCUUCACAGCGGCGAACUCGGUACCCUCAGUCCAACUACUUCCCGAAUUGCUCGAGUCUGGCGUUCGCAUCCUACUCUUUAGUGGUGACAAGGACCUCAUUUGCAACCAUAUCGGAACGGAGCAACUGAUCAACAACAUGAAAUGGAAUGGCGGGAUUGGUUUUGAAACCUCGCCUGGCGUGUGGGCUCCGCGACGCCAUUGGACCUUUGAGGGUGAACCCGCCGGCAUCUACCAGUACGCCCGGAAUCUAACCUAUGUCCUCUUCUACAACGCCAGCCACAUGGUCCCCUACGAUCUGCCCCGCCAGAGCCGUGACAUGCUCGAUCGUUUCAUGAGGGUUGAUAUCGCCAACAUUGGCGGGCAGCCGGCUGAUUCGCGCAUCGAUGGUGAGAAGCUGCCCCAGACCUCCGUAGGUGGUCACCCGAACAGCACGGCCGCCGAGCAGCAAGCCAAGGAGAAGAUCAAAGAAACAGAGUGGAAAGCCUACGCCAAGUCCGGGGAGGCCGCUCUGAUCGUCGUGAUCAUUGGCGUGACGGUCUGGGGUUUCUUCAUCUGGCGCAGUCGUCGACGCAAUCGUGGCUACGAGGGGGUUUAUCAGAAAGAACUGGGUAGUGGCUCCAUCCUCGAACGCUUCCAGAACAAACGCUCGGGGGCUGGCGAUGUCGAAGCAGGCGAUUUCGACGAGUCGGAGCUUGACACACUCCAUUCGCCGGGUUUGGAGCGAGAAAAUUAUGCUGUUGGCGAUGACAGCGACGAAGAUGAUCCCAAUCAUCCUCGCCCAACUGCCUCCAGCAGGGAAGACGGCACUCAUCCAUAG